AUGCCGGUUACUGGUUUCAUGGUUUUUCGACUGAGGCAAAGGAGGGUUAGGAAGUCAGCCGAAGAGGCGACACGGCAAGAACACGAAAUUGAGUUGAGGAUAACUUCGAAGUUAAAGGAAAAGGAUGGCUUCCGUGCGAUGCACAUUAAACAUCCAAGGGCCGGAAAACGACAACUAAAUUGCAGUGAUGGGACGGAAGUACCUGGCAAGGCUUUGAACAGUGCAUGGGCCCCUCCAAGAAGCACACUUAUACGGCUCUUUGGGCAGUGA
Molecule: messenger RNA, 270 nt
Organism: Paracoccidioides lutzii Pb01
Exons: 2
Coding region: 1-270 (89 amino acids)
Source: RefSeq, a predicted model, not a curated record